UGCAGCGGGGCGGAGCUGAACAGGAUUUAAUGCUGGGACGGGGACUGGGUCUGGGCGGCUUGAAGCGGGUGGCUGUGACAGCAACAACGGGAGAGAGGUGGGGGUACGGAGGUGGCAUGGCUUCGUCACAAGGCAAGUACGAUGUGAGGUUUUCCGACUGGAUGGCAGCUCUGCCCAGCAGCAUCCACCGCAUUCCACUCACCAACCUAGCCAUCCCUGGUUCUCAUGACUCAUUUAGCUUUUACAUCGAUGAAGCUUCUCCAGUUGGUCCUGAACAGCCAGAGACGGUCCAGAAUUUUGUGUCUGUUUUUGGGACUGUGGCUAAAAAGCUGAUGAGGAAGUGGCUGGCUACACAGACCAUGAACUUCACCAGCCAGCUGGGGGCAGGUAUACGGUAUUUUGAUCUUAGAAUUUCUACCAAGCCCAGAGAUCCAGACAAUGAGCUCUACUUUGCUCAUGGUUUAUUCAGUGCCAAAGUCAAGGAGGGUCUGGAAGAGAUCAAUGCGUUUCUUGCUGACCACCCAAAAGAAGUGGUCUUUCUGGAUUUCAAUCACUUCUACGGGAUGCAGAAAUACCAUCACGAAAAGCUUGUCCAAAUGCUCAAAGACACAUACGGAAACAAAAUGUGUCCUGCUAUAUUUGCCCAUGAAGUAAGUCUCCAAUACCUGUGGGAAAAGGAACACCAAGUGCUGGUGUUCUACCACAGUCCAGUGGCUCUUGAGGUAGCAUUUCUUUGGCCAGGCCAGAUGAUGCCAGCUCCCUGGGCAAACACAACAGAUCCAGAAAAGCUGAUUCAAUUCCUCCAGGCAUCAGUCACUGAAAGAAGAAAGAAAGGUUCCUUCUUUAUAUCUCAAGUAGUGCUGACACCAAAGGCUAGUACAGUGGUGAAAGGGGUUACUAGUGGUCUCAGAGAAACAAUCACAGAAAGGUAAGUUUCUUUCAGGUAACAUGCUGC
Messenger RNA from Neopsephotus bourkii (Bourke's parrot), 955 nucleotides. RefSeq names its product phosphatidylinositol specific phospholipase C X domain containing 3 (gene PLCXD3). Gene Ontology annotation, biological process: lipid metabolic process. NCBI's taxonomy places the organism in Eukaryota, Metazoa, Chordata, Aves, Psittaciformes, Psittacidae. The transcript has 2 exons. Gene Ontology annotation, cellular component: synapse. The record is from RefSeq and is a predicted model, not a curated record. Gene Ontology annotation, molecular function: phosphoric diester hydrolase activity. The coding region runs from base 30 to 932 and encodes 300 amino acids.